AUGGAACCGAACCGGAUCAAAUCCUCUGGACCUAUCAGGAAAAGCUCAGGACAUUGGCCCGAAUCAUACGCCGCGCCGGAGAGUCUGGACAGAUCGAUGCAGAGCGGCAAGCACGAUGCAAUCACUGCUUGCGUCACGCGAGCGGCCGCUGGUGAGCUUGAGACGGAUAUGUGUUUGUCGACGAUUGUGCGCGAUGCGGUGCGCCGAUGUAUCGAAGCGCAGGCCAGUAAUAGCCUCAAUGGCGAUGAAUUUGUUGGGAAAGGUCGACGACAAGAUGCCUGA
This is a messenger RNA of Sporothrix schenckii 1099-18, 282 nucleotides long. RefSeq lists its product as uncharacterized. Lineage: Eukaryota; Fungi; Ascomycota; Sordariomycetes; Ophiostomatales; Ophiostomataceae. The record is from RefSeq and is a predicted model, not a curated record. Bases 1 to 282 code for a protein of 93 amino acids. The transcript has a single exon.